UGGUGCUGAAUUGUCUCCACUCCCAGUUGAUCUCGCUCAUCCUCUUCAACUCCUCUAAUCCCCUCUCUCCUUCUUUUCUCUUUCUUCACGAUCUACAUCGUCGUUGCUGUCGUUGACGUUGUCGCUGCUUUGUCGGUUCAGAGAGUCCAUUCGUUUGGCUUCACUCCCUUCGCUCCCUCCUAUUCACUCUUUACUUGGUUCCAACUUCACUCUUUUUAGUUGAUACCGUCCUAUCUUUUUUCCUUGGAGUUCUCUGAAGUCUCGAUUCCAUCCCUUACGUAGGUUCAAUCCACGCUCGAUGUCUCGAAUCAAUAUCUAUCUAGGAGUCGAGAUGCUCUACCACUAUUGAACCAAAUAUCUAACAUCAUGUUUCAAUGUAGCCGAGCCAUUCAUUGAUUAUUCGACUGAGCCGAACGAAAUCCCCUGACAUCCGACAUUAACACAAUCAACAAACGAUAAUCUUAAUAUCGUCAGAUCUACACCCAUCAUCACCAAAAACACCGAGAUAUCACCAAUAUGUCUUCUACUUUCAGCAACCUUAUUGCCAGUGGCAAUGUUGUCCUUUCUAGGCGGGACCUUAACAUGGGAGGCGAAUCUGACACCAUCGUCAAUCUCAUGAUUGCUUUUCUUGGCGUCGCUUUCUUCGCCCUUGUUAUGGUAGCUUUGCUAGUUAUGCUACGACGAGCAAGGCGCGAACAACAGCUGCAGAAAGAAACUCUGCCCCAGUACAACGACCUGAAGCACGAUGACUACCAUACUCGUCAUCUGACUAUCCAAACCUCCAACGGCCGACAAAGUAUUCUGGUUGUCAACGGUCGCCCUAUGCUCGCUGACCCGAGUGCGCCACCUUACUCUCCCACCAACGUUCCCGAGAUUCACAUCACCUUCCCCGAUGAGCAGGACGAGGCAGGCCGCCAUAAGAGUGGCCGUGUCGUGGUUGUCCGAGUUGGCGAGACCUCCGUUGGUCUCGAGCCCGUGAAGGAGGAGCAACUACCCGCCUAUGAGAAGGAAAGCAGCACCGGCUUCUACUCUAUCGACAUGGAUCAAAUCGGCGGACUGAAGGAGAAGGAUCGCUCCCAAUUCUCCUAAGCUACAAUUAGCAUGAUCUUUCCGUCGGUAUCACUAAGAUCACAGAUGCUACCCAACUACAACUAACCGACUUCCAAGGGUUAUUAAAAACUGGAUGAUGGUGGAGUAUGGAUGACAUAUAUACAUGCAUGAAUAAUGGUGUACCUAUACAAAGCAGAUGUUUCUAAAUCUUCCUUUUAACCACCUCUAGGAAGAGGUGAGGAAGUGAAGGGACGGGCCACGGACCGCGCGGUGGAGGGCGAACUGGAUGGACAUUUCGUGACUAGUUCAGAGGCUUUAGGUACACGUUGGUCCUUGUAUAUAACGAUACCCUUUGCUUUUUGUCUUCCAUUUUCUAAGGCCACUACGGACAAACUACAAACUACUAGCCUUGCAGUAAGAGGCAAGAGACAGAAACGAAGGCUACUGGGCGCGGUAUAUAUUCUCCCUUGUAUACUACUUAAAGUAAUUCGACUAUACAAACCAACGAUAGCUAUUGUUCCUAGCAGUGCUGAGAGCCUUAGUCAUCUUUUUCAUAUACAUCUCGGGGUCAAGAAUUGUGUCAUCUAUGUAUGUAUCCAUCGUAUUGAAACCACGUGUUACAGGUAGAUAUU
Annulohypoxylon maeteangense is the source of this 1682-nucleotide messenger RNA. RefSeq lists its product as uncharacterized. The coding region runs from base 517 to 1089 and encodes 190 amino acids. The transcript has a single exon. The record is from RefSeq and is a predicted model, not a curated record. NCBI's taxonomy places the organism in Eukaryota, Fungi, Ascomycota, Sordariomycetes, Xylariales, Hypoxylaceae.